AUGUUGUUUGCAAAACUCGGUCCGGUAGCACAAGUGAUGGGAGAAGCAGAAUCUUUGGCUGCUAUGCACAAAGCAAGCGUUCAAGCAGGUCAUUCGGAAGAAGAAUGUUUGAUUCCUACAGUACAUGCAUAUGGAACGACACAAGACGGAACAAAAGCAUUCUUGGUGACCGAUUACAAAGACCUUUCAGGCGGUCUUGGCAGACAAAAUCAAAGAAUUCUCGGAAAACGAUUGGCGGAGAUGCAUUUGCACGGAACAAGUUCGAACGGCAUGUUUGGUUUCGAAAGGCCAACGCAUUGUGGUGAAACGGAACAAGACAAUACGUGGACAAAAACAUGGCCAGACUUUUGGGCAGAUAGACGAAUUGGCGAUUUGGUUCGACGCAGUGGCGAUGCCGAAUUAGCAAAACUAGAAGAUCAAUUACGCAAAAAAGUAUAUCCUUUACUCUUUAACGAUCAUGCGAUGAAAAAUGUACGACCAGCAAUCAUACAUGGAGAUCUUUGGAGUGGCAAUUCCGGUACUGAUGAAUCGACUGGACAACCAAUCAUCUUUGAUCCCUCAUCGAGCUAUUGCCACAAUGAAGCAGAAUUGGGAAUCAUGAAAAUGUUUGGCGGUUAUGGAAGUGAAUUUUUUGAAGCCUACCACAACGUAAUCCCCAAAGCAGAACCCCACUAUGAGCAAAGGAUGGACAUGUACGAGGCUUACCACCAUUUGAACCAUUUCGUCAUCUUUGGUGGCGGUUAUCGAUCUGGCACAGUACGAAUAUUCAAGAAAUUGAUUGCAUGGGCAGAUGAGCAG
Molecule: messenger RNA, 798 nt
Organism: Meira miltonrushii
Lineage: Eukaryota; Fungi; Basidiomycota; Exobasidiomycetes; Exobasidiales; Brachybasidiaceae
Product: Ketosamine-3-kinase
Exons: 2
Source: RefSeq, a predicted model, not a curated record